This is a messenger RNA of Chelonus insularis, 1978 nucleotides long. RefSeq lists its product as uncharacterized. Lineage: Eukaryota; Metazoa; Arthropoda; Insecta; Hymenoptera; Braconidae. The record is from RefSeq and is a predicted model, not a curated record. The coding region runs from base 905 to 1717 and encodes 270 amino acids. The transcript has 6 exons.
GAGAAUCAAAUUUCUUUAGCAAUUUAAUGGCUUGAUUUUCAUUUAUUUUACGAGUUCCAAAACGUUGGUUAUCCGUAGAACAAACUCAAGAAAUAAUAACACUAGUUUUAGCGUGAUGCCAAUAAAAAUUUUGUUUACAACUCACAGAGGACAUAUAUAUCCACACAGCAUGUUCUCUUAUAACUCUAUAUAAAUAAUAUUAAGUGAAACUAUAAUGAUCAAAGAUGACACGUUCUUUCUCCGCUAUUUGUAUUAUUAUACUAUCACUGUUAUUAAUAGAGUCAUCAGCUCAAGAAACAAAGAGAGUUAUUGAUCUCAGCAUUUUUGAUAUCAUUUCUCAAACGUUAUUACGAACAGAGCUAAAAAUAGCAGAACUUCUUGAGAUUGUUAAGAAAGUUGCAAUUAUUCAUCAUGAACGAGAAUUCAAUUCUAAAAAUGUGUCAUCAUCUUCACAUUCAUUGCCCACUAAUCUAGCAGAAAUGAAAUUAAUUAAAUAUGAUUUAUCAAAAAUUCGAAAACCAAAGCGACCAGUUGAUGACGCUCCUGCUAAAGAAGACGUGACAGCACGUAAAUCCUACAGAUCAAAAUAUGCUAGCGAUGAAGAUGAUGAUGAGGAUGACAUCGAUGAAGAUGGUGAUAGUAAUUCUAAUGUCAACACCAACAUCAAUACUAAUACCAACAUUCGAAAACGUCCAUCGUAUGCCAACUUUUUCAAAAAAUGAUAUAUAAACUUGGCAGCUAAUUGAAUUAAUCAAACUGGAAUAAAUAGAAAUGAAAAUGAAUGCUUUUUUGGCAUUGUUCUUUUUGAAUCCUCACCACAAAUUUUCCACUGUCAGAAAAAUGGAAUGACAGCUUUAAUAUCAGUAACUAUUAUUUUUAUGCUCUGCGCUCAAUAUCAUGAUAUAUGGUUUUAAUUGAAAUUAGAGAAACGUAUAUAAUCAAACGAACAAGACUGGAAAUAAGUGAAACUUUUCUACGAAAAUAUUCUUCCAAAAACAUGGUUCGUUCAUUAUUUCCUAUAUUUUUAGUCGCUUUUACCAUUACUAUUCAGACUUGUCUUUCAACCCAUGGUGAUCCUUCACAACAUCAUGGCCAACGAAACAUCAAUUCCAAUACCAAUAUUAAUGCAAACAUUAACGCCCAUCAUCGUAAAUAUCGACGGACUGAUGGUCCAGUCCAUAGUGAAGUUAAUAAAGACACUGCAGAGAAAAUAGUAGAAGCUGCAGCAGUGGCGUCGGCAGCAGCCGAUGCAGCGAAGAUCGUCACAAGAUCGUUGGCAAAAAAGUUGAGUGAAAAUACUGCUGAUGCAGUAGCAGAUGCAGUUGUGAGAGUUUUAACUGGCAACACUACCACUCCAGUUCAUAAGGUAAUGAAAGUAGCAGCAAGGGCUGCCAGGAGAAGUAUCAAUGCCAACAGCAACACCAAUGUUAAUGUCAUAGGACGUCGGGAAACAUCCGCAGAAUUAUUAGACGAUGAUGAUGACGUAUAUGCACGCAAUGAUAUGAAUGCAACAGCUCGAGAGUUAGAUUAUGCAGAAGAAGGGCAUGAGAGAAUUGAAGAUGAUGAGUUGGGCGCUGAGGACGAUGAUGCUUUGGAAGAUGAUACUGCGGAUCCAGAUGAGAAAAAAGUGCCAAGGAGUGUAAUGAUACGAUUAAAAAUGCUAUUAUUGCGCUGGCUGAGAAAAUUAGUAGAACAGAAAUAUAAAAAACCGGAGUAACAUAAGCUGCAUGGAUUUUUAAAUAUCAUUGAUUAUAUGAAAACAACAUAGUAAUUAAUAUGACAAAAAACUGAUGAAUUAACUGAUACCAAUAUCAAUUUUUCAUAAAUUAUAAAAAAGCAUUUAUUUUAAAACUACUGUCUCAUAAUAUUUAAUAUCACUUCAUAAGUAGUGAAGUUCAAUCAUUAUUGUUGAAAUAUCUAAUCAAUAAAAUGAAAUAAUAAUUUUUUAUAAUUUGUGAAAAAUAAAAAGUGUGAUUUU